CUGGCAACUGGCAACACUGCGAGAACCGUUGGAUUGAUGCCUAUACAAUAGUUUGUUGCUUUUUAGUCUGAAAUAAUGCUUCCCAUUUAGUAUUUUGGUAAUUGUAAAACUUUGAACACUCGAUGAAUUUACCAAAAAACAAUUGUCUGAAUUUUCUUAGUGACUUUUAGGCUACCAAUUCAAGAAGAAAUACUUUUAGAAGAUGCCGAGUGUGAUAAAUAAAAGUGUAGAUGGCUCUCGUCCAAUAGACGCUACUAAAAUGCAGCUUGAAAAUCUAGAAUUAGCUGGAUGCACCUUAGACCGGUACAUAAACGCGGAUAAUUCGCGCCCUUCGUUUUUGGAGAUAACAGGCAUAGCGGCACAGAGAAGCCCAACAUGCAGUGGUCUAAAUGCAGGCGAUUACAGAAAUCUGGCUUCUCUCCUCAAUCAUCCCAACUUAUCACAAUUAAAGAUAUUGAACAAAGUGCCAUUGCCACCUGAAAUUAUGGAGCAUUUUGCUCAUAUGCAGUGUCAUUGUUUAAUGGGAGUUUUUCCAGAAAUAAGCAGAAUUUGGCUGGCUAUUGACAGUAAUAUUUAUGUUUGGGCUUUUGAACAUGGCAGCGAUGUGGCAUAUUUUGACGGACUAGGCGAGACCAUUGUCAGUGUUGGCCUAGUCAAACCCAAGCCUGGUGUCUUCCAAAGUUUUGUUAAAUAUUUAUUAGUAUUAACUACUACAGUUGAAAUUGUUGUUUUAGGUGUAACAUUUUCUGCCAGUAAAAAUGAAGGAAAUAGUGACUUUCAGGAGAUCCAUUUAGUGCCAGAGCCAGUAUUUGUUUUGCCAACUGAUGGUGUUUCAAUGAUGUCAGUUAAAUCAACAGCCAAAGGCAGAAUUUUCAUGGGUGGGAAAGAUGGAUGCCUUUACGAAAUCACUUAUCAGGCUCAGUUAGGAUGGUUUGGUAAACAUUGUAAAAAAGUUAACCAUUCCACUAGUGCUUUAUCUUUCCUAGUGCCUUCAUUUUUGAAUGCUGCUUUAUAUGACGAGGACCCAAUAGUUAGGAUUGAAGUAGAUAAUUCUCGGCACAUUUUGUAUACACUAAGCGAGAAAGGUUGCAUAGAAGUGUUUGAUUUAGGAAGCGAUGGUGAAGGUUUUAGCAGAGUUGUAAGACUGAGUCAAGGGAAAAUAGUGUCUUCAGCAAUGGAUAUUGUCAAAACGUUAGAGGCUAAUAACUUUAAACCAGUGGUAGCAAUUUCAGCAGUGGAUGAGUCAGAAUCUGAACAAUUAAAUCUGGUGGCUGUUACACAGACAGGAGCCAGACUGUACUUUAGUACUGGGAGUGGGGACGCGAGUCAAGGUGGGUCACAAAGACCUCAGUACCUCACACUCCUCCAUGUGAGGUUACCGCCGGGAUUCACUCCCAAUGCCUCAGUACUUAAACCCAAACAAGUGCACAGUGCUGUAUACGACAAUGGAACCCUGGUGAUGGUGUGUUCUGCGGGCGGGGGCGGGGAGGCGGAGACGCUGUGGUGCCUGUCGCGCGUGGUACCGGGCGGCAGCGCCUUCAGUGAGGCGCACACUGUGCUGGCGCUCGACGGCCCAGCCUGGGCGCUCACACAGCUGCCGCCGCACCACGCCGCGCCGCUGCUGGCUAAGAGAGAGGCGUGGCGUUCGUCGCGGUGGGCGGUGGUGACGGGCGCGGGCGCGGCGGUGCUGGCGGCGGGCGCGGCGCCCGAACUGCUGCGCCAGCUGCUGCGCGACUGCCGCGGGCCCGACGCCGCGCCCGUCAAGGACUUCUUCCAGUUACACGAUGUGGAGGAAGCAUGCGCGUGCGCGUUGUACCUGGCAUGUGAAGACACGUCCACGGGCGACCUUUCUAUCAACGAGUGGGCGGCUCGGGCUUUCACCUUAUAUGGCAGUCAACUGACCCCCACCACUAUAUAUCAUCAGCAGAAUUCUCAAAUGCCAUCUAAUAUAGCCUCUCUGAAGUUCUCUCCUCGUCAAAUGUCCACGCCAAUGACAAUGCGAGGUCCACAGGGCCAACUACAACAGGGGAAACUGAAUCACUCGUACCAACAGGGGCAAAUGAACCAAUCUUUCCCGGGAUCACCCAACCAGUCAGUAGUGCCACAAUCGCCAUUCCAACAAAACAUGAUGAGUCUCGCCCCCUUCAACCAGUCUUCAUUUGUUGCGAACAUGUCACAACAACGUGAUCCCAACUACCCUGUCCAAGUGGAGUAUAGUGCAAAGCAUAAUGGACUUUAUAUCUAUGUCGGAAGAAUUCUCGCCCCUAUUUGGAAUCUAAAAUGCGUCUCUAAAUCUUUGACACCGGACCACAAAGAAUUUCUGAGCAGCACCGUGGACGGCGCGGACGUGUCGCACUCGUGCGCGCGGCUGCAGCGUGUGGCCAGCUACAUGCAGCGCGCGCUGGCGCCGUCGCACGAGCACGAGCACGCCUCGCUGCACGCGCUCAACACCUUCAUCGCAAUGUCAAUAGAAAUGCUCAGUCUUUGGAAGGUCUUGUGUGAGCAUCAGUUCCACGUCAUCGCCGCAAGUCUGCCGCCGGAACAACAAAGUGCACUGCAAGCCGCAAGCUUUAGGGAACUGCUGGUAGGCGGGCAGGAGGUGGCGUGUCUCCUGCUGGGGUCGCUGGUGGCGGGCUAUCUGCGGGACAACGCGUCUGUGGAUGGCAUCUCUCAGAAACUGCGACAACUGUGCCCGUCUCUGUACAGGCAAGAGGACGCCAUUUGCUCUAAAGCAAAUGAAUUAUUGAUGUUUGCAAAACAACAGAAGAAUCCUUCUGAACGAGAAGAAAUGCUGCAACAAGCAUUGAAACUUUGUAAGGACGUGGCGCCGAAUGUGAACCUGCCGCUAGUGUGCGCGAAGCUGGUGUCGUCCGGUUUCUACUCCGGCGUGGUGGAGCUGUGCGUGGCGUGCGCCCGCAAGCUGGACCCGCAGAACAAGGCGCUGCACUACUACCGCAGCCUGCAGCCCUCGCAGGACCGCGAGGGCCAGUUGCUGUAUUACAGGAGGAUGGAGAUCUACCGCGAGGUGGGUCAGGCGCUGGAGCGGCUGUACGAGCGCAGCGCAGAGUCGCCCGCGGAGCCCGCGCCGCUGCGCUCGCCGCGCGUCGCUGCCGACUCGCUGCUGACCCCCGCUGACGCCAACUAUCAGGGAAGAAAAUUGGUGUGGCAAUGCCUAUCAACCGAUGACGAAUUGCUUCAUGUUGCUGUCUAUGAAUGGCUCGUAUCGAAAAAUCUGGGGUCGGAGCUCGUAUCUCUGGGCGGAGCGCCGCCGACGUCGCUGCGCACGUACCUCAGAGCGGCGGCGCGCGCGGCGCCCGCGCACGACGCGCUGCGGCUGCUGGACCUGCUGUGGAAGGUGCUGGAGAAGGCCGGCGACCACUGCGCCGCCGCCGCCGUGCUCGAGGGGCUCGCCACCAGCCCCGGUUCCGGCGCGACGCUGUCACAGCGGAUGUCGUGGUUGUCGGCGGGUGUGGUGUGUCUGCGGGGCGCGGGGUCGGGCGGCGGGGAGCUGCUGCGGCGGCUCGAGGAGGCUGCAGAAGUGGCCAGAGUUCAGGCGUCCGUGCGCGCCGCCGCCAACGCGCUGCCGCGAGCGCUGCAGCCGCCGCACCACCUCAUGCAGCGCCUCGACGACGAACUGCUAGAGAUACACCAGCUGUACGAAGAAUACGCGGACCGCUACAACCUGUGGGAGUGUAAGCUGGCGAUCGUGCAGUGUUCGGGGCACAACGACGUGCUGUUGGUGGAGACGAUUUGGAGCAAUAUCCUGGCGGAGGCGGAGGCGGCGGCGCGCGCGGUGGCGGCGGCCGACGAGCGGCUGGCCAGCGUGCUAAGCAAGCUCACCACACUCGGCCGCGAAUACGCCAACACGGGCCACUGCUUCCCGCUCUAUUUUAUUGUGCGUCAGUUGGAAAUAAUGAGUUGCAAAUUACAAGCUGACCAAAGUAUGGUUUUCAAAACAAUCUUGAACAUUGGAGUGUCCUUGGAACAAGUUUUAGAUAUUUAUAUCAAACUGGUGAGCAUGAACGAGCGCGUGUGGCUGGGCUGCGGCGACGAGAGCCACCUGUGCGCGGUGGCGGCGCAGCUGCUGAGCGCCGCGCGCGCGCCGCUGUGCGCGCUGCCGCCCGCGCCGCGCCGCCGCGCGCUCGCACGCUGCAAGGAGCUGCACGACGCUGCGCUCUCCGCCACGCAGGCCCGCCCGAACACACAGCAUCUCAUCGACAAACUGACAGUGGCGCAGGCGCAUUUAGAUCGUAUGGAUUAAUUUAAUUGUAGUCAAUUUUAGUACUUAGUAUGUUAUCGUAUAAUCAAAAUAUCCAACGCUGGUUAUUUGUUUUCCGACAUCAUCAUCCACAUAUAAUGUGACACUCAAUUAGAUAUUAUUUUUGUUUUCAAUUGGGUUGCUGUAAAAACAAAAUGACUUCCAGAUAAAAAUGGCCAUCUUAUAAUUGCUGAUAAAAAUGUAAUUCAAUAUUUUUUACAUUCAUAUAAAUUAUUACAUGUAUUUCUUAUUAACAAUGGCAGUGACUCAUUCCUUAAUUACAAUAUUUUAGUUUCAAUAAUUAAGCUCAGUUAUGAUAUCUCACUAAGUUUUCAUAAUAAUUUAUAAACUUUAAUCAUGUGCAUGUAUAGAAAUAAAAUGUUUAAGAAAAAGACAUUCUCUAAAUGAUUUCUAUUUUUUGUAAAUAAACGAUGAUGAUUGAA
Plodia interpunctella (Indianmeal moth) is the source of this 4701-nucleotide messenger RNA. It is a transcript of the gene Nup154, whose product is annotated as Nucleoporin 154kD. The record is from RefSeq and is a predicted model, not a curated record. The transcript is spliced from 26 exons. NCBI's taxonomy places the organism in Eukaryota, Metazoa, Arthropoda, Insecta, Lepidoptera, Pyralidae. The coding region runs from base 203 to 4261 and encodes 1352 amino acids. Gene Ontology annotation, cellular component: nuclear pore inner ring; nuclear pore. Gene Ontology annotation, molecular function: structural constituent of nuclear pore. Gene Ontology annotation, biological process: RNA export from nucleus; protein localization to nuclear inner membrane; protein import into nucleus.